Molecule: messenger RNA, 1408 nt
Organism: Daucus carota subsp. sativus
Lineage: Eukaryota; Viridiplantae; Streptophyta; Magnoliopsida; Apiales; Apiaceae
Exons: 4
Coding region: 118-1155 (345 amino acids)
Source: RefSeq, a predicted model, not a curated record
GUCUAGAGAGAUAUAGAGGAGCUUUUGUGCCGCUUGUUUAAAAACUUAAAACCAUCCCAAAUUCUCUUGUAUUUUCAAAUCUCUCUCUCUCUCUCUCGCUCAUAGACAUACAUAUCGAUGAGGAUCAGGAAGCGUCUACUUCUGUCGUCUACGUUGUCUCCGACAACCUCAGAUCCCCAACCGAAGCACUUGGUGCAACCAACGACUUCACACGAGUUGCACCCAAUUAGACCCAUCACUGAGUCUCAGCCGUCCGAUCCAUCUAAUCAGCCGCCUCACCACCCACCCAACAUCCUCGGAAAUACUAGCCACAAAUUCGAGACCAAACAAAAGGCUAAGCUGGAGGACGCAUCUAAAGAUGAGCAACAAGAAAAUGGCGCUGGUACCAGGAAACAAAAAAUCAAUUCAGCUGCUGCGCCUGUGAAAGAAACUGUUUCUUUGACACCGUUAAGUUCUCGCCCAGUGAACAAGAGAAAGGGGCUCGAUGUGGAAAAAUCAAGCCAAGAAACACCGAUGUUGGAGAAGGCGAAGAGGAUGAGGUCCAAGACUAAUAAGAAUUGCGGUGCUACUAGCGUGCAACAAAAUGAUAGGGAGCAAGAUAAAGGCAAUGAUGAUACCAACUGUACCAAGCAUAACAUGAAUGUUGUUAAGAAUACCAGCAAGAGAGGGGGUGUAAUCAUGGAGGGGUCACGUUGCAGCCGUGUCAAUGGAAGAGGAUGGAGGUGUUGCCAGCAAACACUAGUGGGCUAUUCCUUGUGUGAGCAUCAUUUAGGCAAGGGCAGGCUUCGAAGCAUGGCCAACGUCAAAGGCCGUGCCAAGAUGCCUACUGCGGCUUCUGCUGCUGCACCUCACAAGGAUACUAUUGAUAAUACUACCAAUCAUAAUCAUCCAGCCAAGAAAGUAGCGGUCUCUUCAUCCGGGGUGCAACCAGACCGAGAUUAUAACAAGGAAACUGUAAUGUUGGAUGGUAGUUAUGAUAACGACGAGGACAAGGAGGAAGAUGCAGACGAUGAGGAUUAUAAUGAUGAAGCGAGGAAGAAGCCACUAGUAGUGAAAAAGAAGAGGAUGAAGCUUGGUGUGGUGAAAGCCAGGAGUUUGAGCAGCUUACUCAACCAAACGAACAAUGCAGUUGUAGUAGCAGCGGAUGAUAAUUAAUGCAGCAACAGCUCUCUUUAGCUAACUGAUUGCUAUAUGACGAAGGAAAAUUGUGAAGUGUCGUCUAUUUUGAACUUUCCGAUGCAAGUCUGUGGGGGCCGAGCUGUGGAGAAGCCAAACGAAGGGUGCUAUUUUGAAGCUACCUGUGGCGGGUAGUAUUCAUUUUUUCUUUUUUGGACUCUAGAUUAUAAAUUGUUUCAUAUGUCUGUUACCGAAUCUUAGUAAUAAGUAAUUAAACGAGUAUUUACUAGAA